This is a messenger RNA of Hymenoscyphus albidus, 579 nucleotides long. NCBI's taxonomy places the organism in Eukaryota, Fungi, Ascomycota, Leotiomycetes, Helotiales, Helotiaceae. The record is from the annotation of a GenBank genome assembly.
AUGGCUUAUUACAACAUCAAGCGUCUUCAGAUCGAUCAACACCGUGCUUGGAUGUUGAGGGCUAUGUUAACGUUUCAUCUCGGAACCAUCAUCACAACACGUCUCCUAUUCCUCAUCGCUGGAAAUAUCAUCAGUGACGUCGGCAGCUACUACCAAAUCCAAACCUGCGACGAAGUAUGUUUCCUCUCACCGAGACUCGCCCUGAAAUACCCAGAAUGCCGCAAUGCAACUGGCAACCCGAGCAUCUUCGUCAAGGCCGAUUUCUCUGGUAAGAAUGGUCCCGAAGAAAUCGGAGCGGCGAUUGGAUUGUCUUUCGGAAUGUCCAUUUGGUAUGCUAUCGCCAUACAUAUGAUUGGCGUGGAAAUACAUUUGCGAUUGACACCCGCGGAAGAGCAGAGACUGAGAACGGUCAGCUAUGAGCGUCAACUGGAGACGGGAUACAGGAACCUGGGAAGCGCUGGUUUGACAGUUGAUCGUUGGGGAGAUGCUCUGGCGUGGAAACCUGCACCUUCGGCUAGUGCAGCGUCCCCAGGCGAGGGUGAUAAGUUGAGGAGUGACUCUAAUAAUCUAAUUAGGUAA